UUCUGCUGCUUAAUGAUGUUGUGGAGCUUUAAAAACCUGCAGGUCUGCAUCUGCUUUGCUUUAUCUUGUGCAAGUAGUGCAGCAGCAGCAGUGAUCCAAGUAUCUGGGUAUGAAGGCAAAACAGUGACUGUUCCAUGUCCCUAUGAUGCUGGUUUUGAGUCCUAUGAGAAAUACCUGUGCAGGAGCGACUGUCGACAAGAUGCAGAUGUUCUGGUCAGGAGCACAGAAACUACAAAGGGCAGAUACUCCACCAUCGAUGAUAAAAAGAAACGUAUUUUCACGACGGCCAUUUCAAACCUAAGCUCUAAGGAUGAGGGAAGAUACUGGUGUGGCGUGACCAAGACUGGGUUUGACAAAUAUCCUUCAGAAGUCUCACUGGAAGUAAAGAAAGAGUGGUGCUGUGUGAAGACCAACACGAUGAGUGGGAUUGUGGGACAACCAGUUACGUUGUCCUGUCCUUAUCCACUAAAACACAGGAACAACAGGAAGUUCCUCUGUAAGGGAGACCACCAUGACCACUGCACCGAUGUGAUGACAAGUGGAAGCAGGUUCACCCUCCAAGAUGACGUCUCUUCAAGCUCUUUCUUGGUGAUUGUCACAAAGCUGGAAGAAGGUGAUGCUGGGACAUACUGGUGUGGUUCAGAUUCUACGUGGAGUCCUGAAAAAUACACCAAAAUUGAGCUGUCAGUAGGUAAGAUCCUAGACAACAGGGGAAAACAAGGCAGAUAAAUCUUAGUUCAGUAAGGUUAUGUUAUGUUUUUACUUUCUAGCAGCAGAGAUUUGCUAAUCAUAUCAAUUCUUUAGCUGCAUUGCCACCAACAGAUUAUCAAUACUAACCUUGGCUGUAUGAACAUAUAUUUCUACUAUCUGCAUCUCACACUGUUGCUUCCAGGCUGUAAAAUAAUCUCACUUUGGUGUGAUUAUUAAUGAUAACACAGCACCGCUUCUGAAACUGAUGCAUGGUCUGCACGUUGCAAAGAAACCUAAACUCUUGCAGCAACUUUUGGUCUCUGCAGUUUGCCUUCAUCUACUUUGUAGAUACUGACAGCUAAAAUUGGCUCAUGUGUGAUAACUCGUCCUAAACUUAUAUUGUUCAUUGACUGGUCAUUAACUGUGUGUGAACUGAUACUAACCAUAUACCAGUUGGUCUGAAUGAUAAUAUUUAAGUAAGCUUUAUGAAAUUCUAUGUGAACUUUGUUUUUAUUAACAUAAUCUUCUUGGAGCUGAGAGACAUAGCUGUAUUGCCUUCAAUGACUUCUACCAUCGUCUAUUGCAUUUAGCGAUACGUCUGGAACAACACACGCAGACAACACACACACGCAUCCUUGUUAAUCUCCCG
Messenger RNA from Poecilia latipinna (sailfin molly), 1339 nucleotides. RefSeq names its product polymeric immunoglobulin receptor-like. The transcript has 3 exons. Gene Ontology annotation, molecular function: transmembrane signaling receptor activity. The record is from RefSeq and is a predicted model, not a curated record. The coding region runs from base 13 to 729 and encodes 238 amino acids. Gene Ontology annotation, cellular component: plasma membrane. NCBI's taxonomy places the organism in Eukaryota, Metazoa, Chordata, Actinopteri, Cyprinodontiformes, Poeciliidae.